Rotaria sordida is the source of this 1029-nucleotide messenger RNA. The record is from the annotation of a GenBank genome assembly. Lineage: Eukaryota; Metazoa; Rotifera; Eurotatoria; Philodinida; Philodinidae.
AUUUAUUUCUGUAUUUUUGAAAAAUAGUUAACAAAUUCUGCGUGUUUAAUUAUUUUUCGACUAUUUGACUAAUAAUAGUAAUAAAAAUUUCCAAUUAUUGAGAAGUAUCACUGCCAGGACCAAAAAUAAAGUUUGAUCUCGCGUAUCUCUAAUCGAAAGUCAUACAAAUUUAUAUUUUAUUUAACACUUAGCAAAUAAUUCUUUUUUUCUAUAUUUAUAUAGGAUGCAUUGCCAAAACGUUUUAUUGAAUGUUAUAUUGCUGAACAAAAUAUGGUACAAGUUGCUAUUGGAGUUGCAAGUCGUCAACGUUAUAUAACAUUUGUUCAUACAUUUGCAUGUUUUCUUUUACGUGCUGCUGAUCAAGUUCGUAUGGGUGGUAUAUCAUUUACACGUACUAAAUAUGUUGGUUCACAUGCUGGUGUAUCAAUCGGUGAAGAUGGUCCAUCACAAAUGGCACUUGAAGAUUUUGCUUUCUUUCGUACAAUUCCAAAUAUUGUUUGUUUUUAUCCAUCGGAUGCUGUUUCAGCUGAACGUGCUGUUGAAUUAGCAGCUAAUUAUGAUGGAGCUGUUUAUAUUCGUACAAGUCGACCAAAUUUUCCUAUAUUAUAUAAGAAUGAUGAAGUUUUUGAAAUUGGAAAAGCAAAAAUUGUUGUCGAAUCAUCAAAUGAUGUUUGCACAAUAGUUGCUGGUGGUGUUACACUACAUGAAGCAAUGAAAGCAGCAGAAAAACUUAAAGGUGUUGGUAAAGCUGUUCGUAUUAUUGAUCUUUUUACAAUUAAACCAAUUGAUCGUGAUACAAUUCUUAAAUCAGUCAAUGCAACACAUAAUCGACUUGUUGUUGUUGAAGAUCAUUAUCCAGAAGGUGGCCUUGGUGAAGCUGUUAUGGGAGCAUUAGCUGGUCAAACUAAUGUUAAAGUUAUUCAUUUAGCUGUAAAAGAAGUUCCACGUAGUGGUAAACCAGCUGAAUUAUUAAGCAAAUAUGGUAUUGAUGCUGAACAUAUUGCAAAUGCUGUCGAAAAACUUGUUUAG